This is a messenger RNA of Lasiosphaeria miniovina, 1797 nucleotides long. RefSeq names its product arylsulfatase-like protein. Gene Ontology annotation, molecular function: arylsulfatase activity; N-acetylglucosamine-6-sulfatase activity; glycosaminoglycan binding. Lineage: Eukaryota; Fungi; Ascomycota; Sordariomycetes; Sordariales; Lasiosphaeriaceae. The record is from RefSeq and is a predicted model, not a curated record. The coding region runs from base 1 to 1797 and encodes 598 amino acids. Gene Ontology annotation, biological process: phenol-containing compound metabolic process. The transcript is spliced from 4 exons.
AUGCGCCUCUCAAGUCUGGCACUGGCAGCAGGCCUGUCUCUGCUGCGUGUUGCCGCCCACGAUGGCUCUCAGCAGAAGCCGCUUGGAGAUGAAAAAAAGGGGUCGCAGCCAAACAUUGUCUUCAUCCUGACCGACGACCAGGACCUACACAUGAACUCGCUCGACUACAUGCCGCUGGUCAAGAAACACCUCAUCGACCGCGGCACCCAGUACAGGCGGCACUUUUGCACCACGGCCCUCUGCUGCCCGUCGCGGGUGUCGCUGUGGACGGGCAAGCAGGCCCACAACACCAACGUCACAGACGUGAACCCGCCCUAUGGCGGCUACCCCAAGUUCAUCCGCCAGGGGUUCAACAACGCCUACCUGCCCGUGUGGCUGCAGCAGGCAGGGUACAACACGUACUACACGGGCAAGCUCUUCAACGCGCACACGGUCGAGAACUACGACGCGCCGCACGCCGCCGGCUGGAACGGCUCCGACUUCCUGCUGGACCCUUACACGUACAUGUACCUCAACGCCAGCUACCAGCGCGACCGCGACGCGCCCGUCAACUACAAGGGCCAGCACACGGUCGACGUGCUGGCCGACAAGGCCUACGGCUUUCUUGAUGCCGCCGCCGCCGACGGCCGGCCCUUCUUCCUGGGCAUCGCGCCUGUCGCGCCGCACAGCAACGUGCAGACGCUGCUGUUCGACGACAUUGGCGACAUUGAGCAGGCGGCCGUCUUCUCGCCGCCCAUCCCGGCCAAGCGGCACGAGCACCUAUUCGGCGACGCGCGCGUGCCGCGCACGCCGCACUUCAACCCGGAGCAGCCGUCGGGAGCCAACUGGGUGCGGCGGCUGCCGCGGCAAGGGCCCGACAACGUGGCGUUCAACGAUCACUUCUACCGGCAGCGGCUGCGGGCGCUGCAGGGGGUUGACGAGCUGGUCGACGGGGUGUUCGCGCGGCUGGGCCGGCUGGGCCUGCUCGACAGCACCUACGUCUUCUACACGACCGACAACGGCUACCACAUCGGCCAGCACCGGCUGCAGCCCGGCAAGGAGUGCGGCUUCGAGGAGGACAUCAACAUCCCGCUCGUGGUCCGCGGGCCGGGCGUCCCAGAGGGCCGCGCCGUCACCAACCUCGUCACCACCCACAUCGACCUCGCGCCCACCAUCCUAGACCUCGCCGGCGCGCCCAUCCGCGCCGACUUUGACGGCGAGGCCAUCCCGCUGCGCGCGCGCGACCUUGAAGCUGCCGUGGGCUCGCGCCACGAGCACGUCACGGUCGAGUACUGGGGCUUCGCUAUCGGCGAGGGCAAGCUGUUCGGCGACGAAAAGUCGCGCCUCGUGCUCAACAACACGUACAAGGCGCUGCGCAUUAUUAGCAAAACGUACAACUUCUACUAUUCGGUGUGGUGCAACAACGAGCACGAGCUGUACGACCUAACGACGGACCCGUACCAGCAGCACAACCUGCUUCACCCCUCCGCGCUCUCAGAAAGCAACACAGAGCCACUGCUACUCGACGGAGUGCCGCUGGGCAAGGUGGUCGCGCGGCUGGACGCGCUGCUGCUGGUGCUCAAGUCGUGCCGGGCGCAGACGUGCGUGCGGCCGUGGCAUGCGCUGCACCCGACGGGCAACGUGGCGAGCCUGCACGACGCGCUGCACGCGCGCUUUGACACCUUCUACGAGCAUGAAUUACCUCGUGUUAGCUAUGGUCGCUGCGAGCUUGGGUAUCUGCUUGAUGCCGAGGGCCCGCAGUGGGACGUUGACGGGCUUGUCUAUCGCCAUGGCGCGCGGUGGGAUGAGUGGGUGUGA